ACUGUGUUUGCGUGAACUGUACUAUUAUUGCAUUUUAUAUAUCUCUCAUGUAUAAGCAAUGAACUGUUUGGGUGAAGAAAAAGCCAGUCAAAGAGACGUAAUGAGCUGCCUUGAGAAAAAACAAAACAGCUCAGUAAAGAAAAAAUUAUGGUGUUGCAGGGUCAAAUUCUCUGACUUCCAUGCAGCUCAGAGUAGUAAAAGAAAAAAAAAAAAGAAAACAGUGCAAAACCUGGCCAGCGUGGAAAGGCAAUGCUGCAGACACACACACACAAAUGUGCAAGCACACAACUUCAGUGGUAUCAUAUAUCUUUAUCAAAGAGGCAUUGUGAAGAGGUCUGGUUAUUUAAGCUGAAAUGGAAGGAAGUGUUUUAAGGUUUUCAGAGAAAAAAGAAAAAUGUUCUAACUUGAAAUUGUCGCUCCAUGUAGCAGAACAUGAGCUCUGUCAGCAACAACUACCUCGACAUAUAGUUAAAAUACAAUGCAUGCAUGGAGUUGUACUUGCAGAAUUAAUAUCCAUUUAGUCAGAAAAUUGCAGUUUUUUUCUUCUCUUUUUCCCACAACAUUCUGUUGUAAGGUAUAUGCAUGCACCAUUGCUCGGAACAGCCGACUUUACUCAGAUUUCUCUUUUGUUUGUCUUUGGAUGCUUUAAUUUCAGCUCUUACCAGUGCAUUUCUAUAACUCAUGUAUUUCUGCUGUGGCUGUGAAGCAUUCCCUCUUUCAGCUCACGACUUCCCAGGAUGGCCAAUCAGAUUUAGGAACCUCCCCCAGGGGAGUGUGUGUUCAGACUCAUGGAGCCUCAGGUUUUCUCCCAGGUCAGACUUUCCUGCUGUUCUUCUCCUAACUUGGCUGAGCAUCAGCUCUUCCGUCUCAUCACUGGCCCCAGGUUUUUGAAGAAGCUGUGGUGGAUGUUUAUGGACUCUAAGUAACGAGGUUUCAAAUCACAAAAAUGGAAACAGACAGCAUCAGUAAAGCUUCACAAAAUGGCCCCACAGACAGAGAUGGGCCCUUGGAGAAAAAGCGACCCGAGAAAGCAACAGUGCUUCAACAAGAUAUUGGUUUGCUGAGUGGCAUUUCCCUGAUUGUGGGAACAAUGAUUGGCUCAGGGAUCUUCAUUUCUCCUAAAUCAGUGUUGCUGUACUCAGGAGAUGUGGGUCCCUGUCUCCUCAUCUGGACUGCCUGUGGAGUAUUAGCCACUAUGGGAGCCCUUUGCUAUGCUGAACUUGGUACUAUGAUCACCAAAUCAGGGGCAGAGUACUCCUAUUUAAUGGAGGCUUUUGGAUCCCUUGUUGCCUACCUUUACUCUUGGACCACUGUUAUGGUGCUGAAACCUUCUUCAUUUGCCAUCAUCACUCUUAGCUUUGCAGAAUAUGCCUCUGCUCCUUUUUACCCCGACUGCACCCCUCCACUCGUGGUUAUCAAGUGCCUGUCAGCAGCUGCAAUAAUCAUAAUCACUGGUGUCAACUGUUUGAGCGUCAAACUAGCAAGCUAUGUGCAGAACUUUUUCACUGGGGCCAAACUUAUUAUCAUCAUCGUCAUUGUGGUGGCUGGCAUCGUUCUGAUGGCUCAAGGAAAAACAGAGAACUUGUCAAAUGCAUUUGAAGGCUCAUCCACGUCUUUUGGAGCAAUUGGACUCGCUUUUUAUAACGGACUUUGGGCUUAUGAUGGAUGGAAUCAACUGAACUUCAUCACAGAGGAGCUAAAAAACCCAUACAGAAAUUUGCCUCUGGCCAUCGUCAUUGGAAUCCCUUUGGUGACUGUGUGCUACGUGUUUGUCAACAUCGCUUACUUUACUGUUAUGACGCCCUCUGAACUGCUGUCGUCUUCAGCUGUUGCAGUGACUUUUGGGGACAAAGUCCUUUACCCUGUGGCUUGGAUAGUUCCUCUGUUUGUGGCCUUUUCAACAUUUGGUUCUGCAAAUGGAAGCUGCUUCACUGCUGGCAGACUGUCCUAUGUAGCCGGUCGAGAGGGUCACAUGGUGAAAAUCUUAUCCUAUAUUAGUUUGAAACGCUUCACUCCUUUACCUGCUCUCUUAUUUAAUGGCAUUUUGGCUAUAUUCUACAUUAUUCCUGCGGACAUCAAUACUCUGAUAAACUACUUUAGUUUUGCUCAGUGGGCCUUCUAUGGUCUGACAACUCUGGCUCUAAUCGUCAUGCGUUUCACCCGGAAAGAUCUCGACAGGCCUGUGAAGGUGCCAAUGGUCAUAGCUGGCAUCGUAACCCUGGUGUCCUGCUACCUUGUCUUGGCCCCCAUUAUCGAUAAGCCUGAGUGGGCGUACCUUUACUGCACCAUCUUCAUCUUCAGUGGACUCAUCCUUUACUUCCCAUUGGUCUACAAGAAGGCAAACUGGGCUCGCAAAAUCAUGAGGCCCAUCACCAUGCAUCUCCAGCUGCUAAUGGAGGUAGUUCCACCGGAGAAAACCGAAUAAGAAGGGACAACUUGUUCAGCUGAAUUCUUGAGAUCUCCUGCUGCGUUUUGGACUUGAUCAGGAGAAGAUCUGGUGCUCGUAAAUGAUCACUGUCAAAAACAAAACAUACUCUGUUUGAGAAGGUAUCCCUAUGUUAGGGAGAAUGAGUUGAAACAAUCAUGAUUUUUAGUAAUUUAUGAGGUUAUCGUUGGAUGUCAUACAAUAGAAAGUUAGAUCUGAUAGAAACAGAGGACUAGACUAGAGUGUUGUAGUCAUGGUAAGUCAUGGUUGUACUGCAUUGAACGGUGGAAGAGUAUGCUUCCACCUCGGUUUCUCACCAUAGAUUUUGAUCCUGCAGCUUUGCACUGAUGCAGAAAAAACAUACCUAUUGCCAGUUUUAUAAUACAAAUUGACUGCGUUACUGUUCAUGAACUUGUGAACAUAUCAGGAUAGAAUAUAUAUAUUUUUAUCUAUGUGUGGAAGUAAACAUCACGUGCAUCAAACACUCACUUUGACAUUUGCUACCUGAAUUCAAAACCUGCAUGAAAAAUAGCUGCUAAAUUAUUGUGGAUUCACUCUUCCGUAAAGGGAUACGAUUUAAUUGUGUUAAAAUGCAUUCAGAAAUGAGGCACAUGAUUAUUUGCCAGUUCAAAUUGAAUUAUCAGAUUUUAUCUUUAAAAGUGCAUUUUGUAAAACUUUCUUUACUGUUAAGUUAUAUUGUCUCUAUACCGAGAGUAUUGUGCUACUCGCUGUUUAUUAAAGUUUUAAUCUUUCCAAACACAAA
Molecule: messenger RNA, 3188 nt
Organism: Poecilia latipinna (sailfin molly)
Lineage: Eukaryota; Metazoa; Chordata; Actinopteri; Cyprinodontiformes; Poeciliidae
Gene: slc7a9
Product: solute carrier family 7 member 9
Exons: 13
Coding region: 947-2425 (492 amino acids)
Biological process (GO): amino acid transmembrane transport
Cellular component (GO): membrane
Molecular function (GO): L-amino acid transmembrane transporter activity
Source: RefSeq, a predicted model, not a curated record